Messenger RNA from Dermacentor andersoni, 1955 nucleotides. The record is from RefSeq and is a predicted model, not a curated record. Lineage: Eukaryota; Metazoa; Arthropoda; Arachnida; Ixodida; Ixodidae.
CAUGUGCAUUUGUUGUGGUGCAGCGGGAAAGGCGAGUCGUGGUUGCGCGCGCAUUUCUAUUUAGAUCGCGCAGCCUGUAUGUCCUCAACAUGAGUGAGGUGCAGAAGAAAACGCUAAGCGACGAGGCAACCGUCACUUUUUUGGCUCUUGUUGAGGGAUUCCCAGCACUAUGGAAUAUAGAGCACGCCGAUUAUGCAAACGCGCAGCUGCGUAACAGGCUAUGGCAAGAGAUCGCUCUCGAAGUGGCUCAGCGGCAUGCAGAAUCAUCGCCUUACUCUGUCGAGUUCCUAAAAGCGGUGUUCGCGAACAAACGCCGCACCUUCAGGAGUGAAAAAAAGAAAAAAAAGACCACUAAAAGUGGCCAAAGCACCGAGGAGGUCUACGCUGGCAAGUGGCGCUUCUACUCGUGCCUCACUUUUCUUGACACUGUCAAAAGUGACGACGCAAGACUCGUCACCGAGGAGUUUGUGGAAAAGCAAAGUGCACCUGGCCUGGCAACGGACACUACAAUUCAAGACAUUGUCCAUACAGAGGAGACAUCUGCUUUUAAAUCUCCGCCAUCACCAUGUCAUGAACAACCAGUUGUGUUAUCUCAAGAAACGGCUGCUCCUGGGAGAAAACGAAAGAAUGCCGACAUGAUGCUUCAGCGCACUGCAGCGCUGAAAAAAGUGGCUGAUGCGCUUUCGAAGAACGAUACAGAGGACUCUGCGUCGUUAUUUGGAAAGUUGGUUGCCUCAUAUAUGCGCCAGUUAAGUCCCACUGCCAUCCUGAGGUGUCAGAAAGAUGCAAUUGACGCCAUUCUACCAUAUCUCAGUGAGACGUAAGAGCCAUACACAGCCAAGUUGCUGCUCGUGUUACUACCGUAUUAAUUUGCAAAGACCACAUGCGCAGAGGAAAGUGCAGUUCAGUUAACCGUUAUUUAAUAUAUUUCUUGUUCUGGUGAGCGUGCCAGAGCUGUGGCCAUAGUUUACAAUAAAAGAGAGUGGCAUCGCAGGGAAAAAGAAAUUUUAUUGCAUGUGCAGCACCGUCCACUGUUUACUCUAUUUGAAAUAACGUCCAGUUAGUCUUGGUUUUCUCACUUGUUUAUAAUAAAACUUGUGCAUGUUUAUUUCUGCUUACAAAGCAAGGAGCAUGAAAUACAUAUGAGAGCACAUCACAUGGUCAACAUCUGACCUUCAAGAAUAUAUCGUGAAAAGCAUGAGCGAACGCUUGGCGAUAUGAAGGACAGUUCACUUGAUAGAGUGGCUCACUAUGGAACUAACUUUUAAUAGUGAGUCUGAUAUAGGCAAGGGUCCCACACAACACAAAUUGUUCACUGGGAUAGAGCCCUGUGCGUCGACACGUUCACAUAUGCCAUGUCAUUCUGCCAUGGCACUGCACCUGAUCCAGCGAAAAAAUCACACAUGUCUUCUCGCAAUGAGCAUGCCGUUGCCCUGAGCCGGCCGCGGCAUGGUUGAACUGAGAAGAAAGCCCUUUGGUGCUCCACUGGAGUCUCAGCUGGUGGUGGAAGUUCAGUCGCCAAGAAAUUGUGUAAAACACAAGCUGCCGCAACGUAGUUCCUUGCUCUUCUUGGCGUAGCUGCUAUGGUAGUGUGAAAACACCUGAACCUAUUGGCGAGGAUCCAGAACGCAUUUUCGACAACUCUGCGGGCUCUCGAUAACCUGAAGAAAAAAAAAGAAGAGUUGACAGAUUGAAUGCAGACGGUAGAAUUUGUGUGAAGCGAAGGAUCUCUGAAACGCUCGAAUAAAUAUCAAGUGUAAUAUCAAUCAAUGUGUUGACGUACAGAAAAAUAAAACAUUUCAUAUCCUUAUCGACUGCAUUUGAGUGGUUUUCUAACAGCUUUCCUGACCAACCGCUUUCGCACGGUCUGGAUGGUGAGUCAAUUUAAUUAGGUUAGAGUGCCUUAUUAAGAGACUUCGCUGACGCCGAUUUCACCUGCUUCAGAAGCUUCCCUC